ACUGGAGUCCAGGUAGCUAACAGUGUAACAGAGUAGAUUGACUAAUUUGCACCUCUAAGUCUAACCAGAAAACUGUAUUAUCAUCACCAUUUAGCACUGUUAUUUUUGUUAUCUUUAUCAAACCAACGAUUGCAUAAUUUCAUUGCGUGGCUAUGGGAGAGAGAGAAGAGGCCUAAAUAAUGGGUAGAUUAUUUGUGGUAGACGUAGAAGGCAGAUGCUACAGUUGCAGAUUUUGCGACACCCCUCUUGCUCUCGCCGAUGAUGUUCUUUCUCGGACUUUUAAUUGUCGAAAGGGGAGGGCAUACUUAUUCAGCAAUGUGGUGAACAUAACUGUUGGGCCGCCAGAGGAGAGGAUGAUGCUUUCCGGCAUGCAUACUGUGGAGGAUAUCUAUUGCUGCUCCUGUGGACAACUUCUUGGCUGGAAAUACCACAUGACAAAAGCCAAAAAUACAAGGAAGGAAAGUUUGUUCUUGAAAGAUGGAGGAUAGACGACGAGGCCUCUGGGGAAUUCAAUUUGGACGGUCGUCCCAGUUCAAAUGAUGGAGAGAAUCAUUAGGAAUUUGCUGCAACUUUGUGAAAUGAUUUGUAAAGACAAGAUGGAAUACGAGUUUUGGUGAUAUAUAGAAAGUUUUAGGACCUACAAAAACUAGAUGGCUUUUUUCACUUGGCUGAUAUCUUUAGCUUAUAUACUAAAAUAAUCUGCCGAAUUUAACUUGAAUGCGGGGAGAACUUCAGCAAAUGAAAAUAUGGAUUCUUGUAUAAAGGAGCAUGUUGGGUUGCACUAAA
Molecule: messenger RNA, 786 nt
Organism: Ricinus communis (castor bean)
Lineage: Eukaryota; Viridiplantae; Streptophyta; Magnoliopsida; Malpighiales; Euphorbiaceae
Product: protein yippee-like At5g53940
Exons: 5
Coding region: 180-488 (102 amino acids)
Cellular component (GO): ubiquitin ligase complex
Source: RefSeq, a predicted model, not a curated record